AUGGCUGAUGGUGUGACUACGUGGGACUGUUACAGUAAGGAGAGUGGAAGGGAUUGGAACAAGCAGCCGGGGCUUGCCAAUAGGGUGGUGCCAGGUGGAGUGGUUGCGUUAGGCGGUGCGGGUACAGGGGAAGAUGGGGAGGAAGGCUUGAGGAGGGAGAGGGAGGAAAGUGGGGGAGGCUUGACAGAGGAGGAGGAGGGGAAACUGCAGAAGCCGACAAGGUGUAUUCCCAACGGAGAGGGUAGUAUUAUGAUCGAGGAGCAGCAAUAUAGCGGUUAUUGUGUCCUAGGGAAGGGAGUGGAGGUGGAAGGGGGUACAUCUGGUGGUGCGGGUGAUGCUCUUGAGGCCUCCCUGUCUGGGGCUGCUGUUAACGGGGCUGCACCUGUUGCUGCUCCUCCUUCUCCUCCUGCUCCUGCUCCUGCUCGUGCUCCUUCUCCUGCGCCUGCUCCUCCUGCUGCUACUGCUACUGUGACCGUCAACUCUGGUGGAAUCGUGUACUUCGCACUGUUCCGACAAAAGGUGCAUGAGGCUGGACCAAAACGGGGCGAACCCGGCCACAAAAGAGCAGAGGAAGAAGCCGCGAAUAGGGCGAUCGAGGGAAAGCUAGGAGCGCAAAUUCCGCCUCAAGACACGCUUCACAGUGAAGAUAACAGAGGAGUGGAAAAAGCUGGGAGGGAAUGGUUAGGCGGUGAAGGAGAAGGGGUGGAUCCCCAGCCGGGACUGGCAGCAGCGUGCAUAAAAUUCGCCGGGUCGCGCAUUGUGGUGCAAUCGGAACGAUUUGGAGCAGAGCUAGCCAUGCACCUAGGCAUUGCCACGCCCCAGGUACGCGUGGUGCACAGAGGGAAUCACGGCAGGAGCAGCACCCACAGCAGCCCCGUGCUAUGCAGUGCAACAAACGCCAACAGCUCCAGCGGUAGCGGUAGUGGCACUACAGGAAGGAGGAGGGCGACGGUAACAGGAACCAGUAGUGUGGCGUCUCUGGGUGGUUCUGGUUCUGGCGCUGGCGCUUGCAGUGACGACCGAUUUGCACUGGAUAAAGAGAACCAGCAGCAGGGGUAUCUAGGUCGAGUGGACAGUUGCGGUCCGGGCCAUGAUGCGGCUUUGUCAGCGCAUGAGCUUGCUGUGAAGCAGGGUCGCGAGUGGGACGAGGUGGUGUUGGCUGUGGAAAGGCUGAGGGAGAGAGAGGUUGAGGCGAGAGGGGAGGGGGGUAGGGGCGGGAGAGGGGAGGAGGUGGACGGGAGGGAGGGUGGAGGGAAGGAGGAGGCGAGUGCGGUGGAGGAGUUUCUGGAAGCCCUGCAGCUGAGCCGAUGCUUCUUGUUCAUGGGUGACAAAAAUCAGAAGGAGCAGCAGGGGAAUCAGGUAACACAGUUGCCAGCAGGACAGGAGGUAGAGCAGGUGCGUGUGGGGCAGGAGGUGGUGGUGAUAGACUCGUCCAUCUGCCGCCGUGUGCCGCCCGGGCUGGCAGAGCAGGACAGGGAGGCCAUUCCACGCCUCGUGCAGCUGUUGCUGCAUGACCCUUGCUUUGCCGCGCACACACUCUUCCACGCCUCCUUUGGUGCCCUGGGCGAGCGGCACAAGCAGGACGAGCAGGGCGUGCAGGACAAGCUGCGCGCCCUGGGCGCCACUGUGCUCCCGCCAGAAGCAGCUAAUGACGAAACGCGCGCGUUCCAGCAGGGGUUCCGGGAGGCGGUGGAGGAGAUGGGGCGCGUGCAGCGCACGCUGGCAGCACUGCACUCGCGGCUGGACGACAUGCUCCGCGCCUUCCUCGCGUUUGUCACCUCUGUACCUGCACUCGACGGGCCAGGGGAGGGUGGACGAGGCGGGGAGAGUGGGCAAUUGGGGGAGCGUGGGAAAAGUGGGGAGUUUGGGGCAUGUGGGGGAGACCGGGAGAGUGGGGGGCGGAUGGGGUAUGGUGGCAGGAGGGACAGUGACAGUGACAAGCAGGAGAGCGUGGUGGGACGAGAGGGAAGGGUGGGAGAGUGUGGAGGGAGAGGAGGGGUGGGAGGAGGAGUUGCAGGAGGAGGGGUGGGAGGAAGAGGGGGAGCACUGGUUGAUAUAAACACAACGACCCCCUGUGGCACUAGUGAGGGUGGUGCUUCCAGAGAGCUAGAGAUUUCAAUUACAGUGCAAGAGAUGUCAGAUAAUGCUCACAUGACAUCUGCAGGCCAAGACACUGAACAGUUCCCUCCACCUCCUCUCUUCCCUUCCGCUGCCUCGUCCUCUCAUCCUCCCCCUUCUGUUCUGUCGCCUGUUCCUGAAGCAGAAGACCCCAUCUCCCCUGACUCCUCUCCUCCUUCUGCCACCACUGCUGUAGCCAGAACCACGUCAUCACCAUCCCCUUCCACGUCAUCAGCAUCCCUUCCCACGUCAUCACUCUCCCACGACGAUUCAGCCAGCAGGGCCCUACAUCUGCCCUCCCUCCGCCCCCCUGUCAUCUCAGCAGCAGAAGAUACUAUGGAGGAGCCUUUCAAUGCACCUGCCCCAGAUCUACCUUCCCCAGUAACACCCUCCCCUCGCACAGCCGGCUCACAUAGUACCGCCCUGUGGUCGCCCCACACCCCCAGGGACUUCGAAUCUUCCCUCAACUCCUCCCCCCAGGCGGCCCCCCUUUCCCCUCGAGCACCCCCCUCUGCUGAAACCUCUCCCUGUAAGGGGUUUCCCCGUUGCGAGAGGUACUUGAGUGCUGUCAACUCCCAGUCUUCCUCCUCCUUUCCUCCGUCUCCUAGCGAGGAGUCGUACUCACAGCAUGUGAUGAGGCGGAUAUCACCUCCCCCAGUCAUGCCUCCCUCUGCUGCUGGGCCUGCCACCAGCAGCAUGCACACUCCCCCAGCCAACCGCACCCGUCUCCUCGCUCGCAGUCCCACCUCUCGCCCCACCCACAAAUCCUCCUCCCUCAAAACCCCCUCCACUUUCCAAACCCCUUCCCACAAAACCCCAUCCCACAAAACCCCGUCCUCACACAAAACCCCCUCCAACCCGCGUCAUGCACCCGCCUCCAUCAGCAAAUCCGCAGCCAAAGCGGCCGCAUGGAGGGCAUCUCUGGGUGGUUUACCCUCGCGGCUGAGCAUGAAGAUCCGCGGGGUGAGGAAGUCGGCACAGGGGGACGAGGAGCUGAGGGAGGAGGUGCAGCGAUGGGACGGCAUGAUGCGGGAGGAGGCGGGGCGGAUAUGCAAGGCGGCUGCGGUGCCGUUUGUGACAGGGUUCAUGGAGGCGAGUGGAGGGGGCAGUGCGCACAGCCUGGUGGAUGCUUACGAAUUGAAGGUUCGUCUGCACCACCUGCUGGAGCGGUGGGGCCUGGUGCAGGACUCGAUGGCCACUGAGCGCCCCUCGCUCGUCCUCCCGCAUCUCUACCUGGGGUCCGCCAUUGCUGCGCGCUCCUUCCCCCUGCUGCACCACCUGGGCGUGCGCCAUGUGGUGACGCUCUGCCCCACUGACCUGCUGGACCCAGAUGCGGAGCAGUCCCCCCUCUUCAACUACCUCGUGCUGCCGAUGCGCGACUCGGACCGGGAGGAUCUGAGCAAGUACAUUGACACAACGAGCAGCUUCCUGGAAGCUGCCAUUAGCAAGGGCGAGGGGGUGCUGGUGCACUGCUAUGAGGGCCGCAGCCGAUCCGUCUCGAUCGUGCUCGCUUACCUCAUGACCAAGAGGUGUGUAUGCGCAUGUCCCUGGCGCCGCAUGGGUGGUGCUGCACUCCGCGGCUCCACCCACCCCCAUGCCCACCCCCCCAACACCGCCUUCCUCCGCCAGCUGGUCCUCUUGACCAAAAAGCGCAUGCCCCUGGCGGAGGCAUGGGUGAUGCUGCAUUCCGCCCACCCCCACGCCGCCCCCAACACCGCCUUCCUCCGCCAGCUAGUGGCCCUCGACAGACAGCUCUUCCCCCCUCCCCCUCCUGCACCUCCCUUUCCCAUUUUCCCUCUUCCUUUCCCCUUACCAUCUCUUUUCUCUAACUCUUCUCCUUCUGUGCCCCCCUCCCUGCGCUCCUUGCCUCCUCCCCCCGCCCCUCGUUCCCCACUCCCCCCUGUCCUUUCCCCCCAGGCGCAUGCCUUUGGCAGAGGCAUGGGUGGUGCUACAUUCCGCCCAUCCCCACGCCGCCCCCAACACCGCCUUCCUUCGCCAGCUAGUGGCACUUGA
Messenger RNA from Closterium sp. Naga37s-1, 4131 nucleotides. NCBI's taxonomy places the organism in Eukaryota, Viridiplantae, Streptophyta, Zygnematophyceae, Desmidiales, Closteriaceae. The record is from the annotation of a GenBank genome assembly.